Ruditapes philippinarum (Manila clam) is the source of this 523-nucleotide messenger RNA. RefSeq names its product brevican core protein-like. The transcript has 2 exons. NCBI's taxonomy places the organism in Eukaryota, Metazoa, Mollusca, Bivalvia, Venerida, Veneridae. Gene Ontology annotation, molecular function: signaling receptor activity. The coding region runs from base 62 to 523 and encodes 153 amino acids. The record is from RefSeq and is a predicted model, not a curated record.
GCUUCAUACGUUGAAACGUUCAGUCUCAGUAAACAAAAAGAUAAUUUUAGGAAACAUUAGCAUGUGUCCACACAGACUUCAACUGCAAGCACAAAGAGACCACGGAACACUUGCACAGCAUGAUCAAAGUUGUUACGAACUGGUUCCAAAUGAAAAAGUUUCCUGGCAACAUGCUGAACAAAUAUGUUCUUCUAGAGGUGGAUAUCUUGUUUUUAUAACUAGUUCACAAGAACAGAAUUUUAUCAAACGCUUUAUGAAGAGUCAUUUCCCUGAUCAUGCUGUUUGGAUUGGUCUCACAGACCAAAAAACAGAGGGACAUUUUCACUGGGCUUCAGGUGCGGCUGUACACUAUACAAAUUGGAUUCCGGGACAUAUUGCGAACCAUGAAAAGCCUAGACAAGAAAAUUGCGUGGUAAUGAUACCGUAUAAACAUGGCCAAUGGGAUGAUAUGCCAUGUGGACAUGUACACCACACCUUAUUUGGCGGCACCUCUUCCUCCGGUGAAACACACCCUAUUAUGUGA